AUGGUCCAGAAACGUCCUCUUGUACUUGAACCUCAUGUAUGGCGACAGCAUAUCAACCCUCCUACUGAAGCAACCUUUACCGGCCUGCUAGACCUUACGAUCGAUAUACCCUCGAUCAUGGCUAGCGCUCAUGAGCUGCUUCAAACCGAUGCCGAGUCUGUCGAGUUAACCUAUUACAUCAACCUGCUUCUCCAGAAAUGCAAUGACCUCGAUGGCUGGCGGAUUCAGUACCAAGAACGAACCUGGGCUGAAAGCAAAAUUCCUGUAUAUUGGUCCGUCCCAGCUCGGGCCAGUAAUCCAGUCGAUAGUGGCGAUACAGAAAAGCUGUUCCCGUUUGCACUUAUCUUCUCAUCCAUGGGAGCAGCCAGUGCGUGGAUAUUCGGCUCUAGCAUAAUGCUAGAUAUCCUCGAUACUAUUCUCCUUGGUGCACCAAACCGUAGCAGUACUAACCAGGCUGAUUCAGAGAAGAUAGCCCGAUUACUUUGCCAGAGCAUAGAAUUCUGCUAUCGAUCUGAGAAUGGGACGUUUGGUCCGCAGAUAACUUGUUAUUCUCAAGCGACGUUGUUGAAAUACUUUGCUCGCCGGGGGCUUGAGCGUGAGUUGGAGUGGUGUAGGAAUAUCCCCAACAUGAAGUGUCCAGGAGCAAGCUUUGCAAUUGAUCUGAUGCAGUUUAAGGCGUCAUCAGCAUAA
Molecule: messenger RNA, 690 nt
Organism: Fusarium coffeatum
Lineage: Eukaryota; Fungi; Ascomycota; Sordariomycetes; Hypocreales; Nectriaceae
Exons: 1
Coding region: 1-690 (229 amino acids)
Source: RefSeq, a predicted model, not a curated record